AUGGAUGCGCAGGACCAUGGCCUGCCCGACAGGGUGGGCCCGCAGGGGCUCAUCAACCGCGUGGAGUUUGUGCGCCUGCUGGAGCAGGCGCUGCACCGCCUCGGAUACUCGGGCGUGGCGGAGCACCUGGAAAAGGAUUCGCCGCACGCCUGUGCAAAUGACUGCAAUACCAUCCGUAGCGGCGUGCAGCAGCAGGGCGCCGACGGGCCCACACGCACGCCUCCUUCAGCCUCCCACACCCCACCCCCUUGA
Messenger RNA from Monoraphidium neglectum, 252 nucleotides. RefSeq lists its product as hypothetical. Bases 1 to 252 code for a protein of 83 amino acids. The transcript has 2 exons. The record is from RefSeq and is a predicted model, not a curated record. Lineage: Eukaryota; Viridiplantae; Chlorophyta; Chlorophyceae; Sphaeropleales; Selenastraceae.